AUAGUUAUGCCCUGAGCCAGAUGCGGGUUUUAUUCGUUGGUCGCCGUGACCCCGUCUGGUAUCUGGGAGAGCGGGUACGUAUGCAGACCGUCGGAGUCUUCUCGGUGCCUCAUCCUCCACCUGCGACCAUGUUGGCCACCCGUUCGAUAGGCGAGGCCUGGAGGGUUCAUUCGAGGGCGGGCGUCCCGGCGACGGAGUUGGUGAUAGCGGGAGCUAACUAUCAUCAGUUCAUCCUGAGUUCUCUUCGUCUCCCGGAGCCUGGCGCUGAGCAUCCUGAUCCUUUGUUAGGGGGAUGGGUGCCUCCCGAUGCUCGGAUCUCAUAUAUUGGGGAGGGUGGAUCCGAGGUUGUGGAGAUUAUCCCGGAGGGCCGGGUUUUCCAUGCUCCGCUCCCUGAGGGAGUACAGGCGGUCCCGGCCCGUACGGCCAAUGCGAUGGUGGGGGUGAUCAACCGGUUGAAGUCCGCGUUGGUUCGGGCCCGAUCCGCACUUUCUUGCAGGAGCCCCCGUUCUACUCAGACGGAGACAGGGCGAGCCGGGGCCGAUGUCACGGGCCCGUCGGGAUUCGGGGGAUGCGGCCAUGAGGAGAGAGAGCGGGCAAGACACUCGCCCCAACGACAUCGCCGUUCUGAUGUGGGAGCGAGUACUUCUGGGGAGAGAUCCGGGCCGGAGCGUGGGCGUCGUUCCCUGUCAGUGGCUCGUGAGCCUAGCCCCGAGUUGCAGCCGCAGCCUCUGCAUUGGGGAGGUUCAGGCUGGGGUUCCUCGCACUAUGGGGGGUGGACGGGAUGGACCGACGAGGCUUGGAGGGAUGAAGCCGAGGACGAGUCUUAG
Spinacia oleracea (spinach) is the source of this 827-nucleotide messenger RNA. RefSeq lists its product as uncharacterized. The transcript has 4 exons. The record is from RefSeq and is a predicted model, not a curated record. Bases 21 to 827 code for a protein of 268 amino acids. Lineage: Eukaryota; Viridiplantae; Streptophyta; Magnoliopsida; Caryophyllales; Amaranthaceae.